GGAGAUGAGCGGUCGAAGGACCUCGAAUUCCGGUCUUCCCGCGCCGCGCGGGAAGCGAUUUCGGUCCCGGUCUUGAGGCUAGAAGAACAGCUUUGAAAUUGAACCCAUGGUUGCCGUAGGACGUGACCCGGAUAGUGACGGAAAGAUCGAAAAUACUCUGUCAUAUUUCACACCGAAAUCGGGUUUCGGAACUCUGGUUUUCGCAGGGCUCGCGAUUUCAAACAAAGUGCCAUCGGUUUGCGGCGCGCGCAAACCGGAAGGAUCGCCGGAAUUCCAUUCAUACACUUUCCAUCAAGAUCCGACGCCGCUGAAGAUGAUUGCGGUCAAGUGUGCAUCUACAGUGGAGAACGUCAUGCUCACCGCUCUUAUACAAUGUCUCCGGUCCCUGGACGAAAAUUUCGCGUAUCUUCUACCUGCGGGCUCAAGUGCCUACGCGUUCGAAUCUCUCCCACGAGACCCAGUUGCUUGUUUGAGGCGGAUAUCACGCGGCAAACACCAUUCAAAAUUCACUGUGGACGUGUCGAGUUCCAAAGCAGCAACUGUAAGCUUCGUCGAUGGAAACUCCGAAAACGAUCUCCUAUGGCAUCUGACGUCACCUACGUACCACAUUGGUCUUUCGGUUAACGUGGUCAUCUCGGACACUGAGGGCCUGGUCUUCACGACAUCAUCGAGCCAGCUGCCGAAAUCGAAGUUGCUAGCGCUAGAGGAGCUGUUCAGCUCGAAUUUGACUUUUCUCAUGAUGUCGCUAAGGAUUAGCUGGCCCGACGUCGCCCCGCUGGAUCCAAAACUGAAAAUGCACUUCGAAACGCUGUGUGAAUCAUCGACUUCAUAAUUAAUGUCUACGACUCUCAGUAAGGGAGAUCUCCGACAAAUCAGAAGAGAGACUCAUUCCCCGGAAGACGAACUCUUAUAAUUAUUCGCUCAUCAACCCAACCGCACAUCCAUUCAAUACUCUCCGGAGUCCUCUCAUAAACUCCUCGAAUCAUUCCUAGCAAGAGUCAGGCUGUGAGGUAUAGCUCAGCCA
Galendromus occidentalis (western predatory mite) is the source of this 1024-nucleotide messenger RNA. RefSeq lists its product as uncharacterized. The record is from RefSeq and is a predicted model, not a curated record. Lineage: Eukaryota; Metazoa; Arthropoda; Arachnida; Mesostigmata; Phytoseiidae. The transcript has 4 exons. Bases 107 to 832 code for a protein of 241 amino acids.